Messenger RNA from Toxorhynchites rutilus septentrionalis, 1634 nucleotides. It is a transcript of the gene Bgb, whose product is annotated as protein big brother. NCBI's taxonomy places the organism in Eukaryota, Metazoa, Arthropoda, Insecta, Diptera, Culicidae. Bases 354 to 1046 code for a protein of 230 amino acids. Gene Ontology annotation, cellular component: nucleus; core-binding factor complex. The transcript is spliced from 3 exons. Gene Ontology annotation, biological process: regulation of transcription by RNA polymerase II. The record is from RefSeq and is a predicted model, not a curated record. Gene Ontology annotation, molecular function: transcription coactivator activity; sequence-specific DNA binding.
CACUGCCAGCAGCAGCAGCAGACUCUACCAGUCAGUCAACGUUCAGCAGCGACUGGUGACGGAUCUAUCGCGCGCAGUAUUAUAACAAUUUACCAUUUUAUCGAUUUAUGUCUGAAAAACAAUCGAGACAACAUCUAUUCAAUACCAAUUUCUUUGUUGCUGUUUGUGGAUAGCGGGUAUUGUGUAGCUCCUAACAACUGAACCAUUGGACUUUUAGUUUUUUUUACGGGUGAAGUGGAGAAAGUGCGCAGCUUCCGAAGGCCAAAUCGCUGUGAUUCAUUGUUACGCGUGAGUGUGUGUGUGUGUGUGUGUUUGUGGGUGCGAAGGAAUCUAGAACUCGAACCGCCGCAACCAUGAUGAACGAUCCGGCCGCCCUGGGAAUGAUUCCCUUCGACACCAUAGGAUUAUACGAGCAGCCGAAGCCACGGUUCAUCUUCAAAAUGCCCCGCGUCGUACCGGACCAGAAGAACAAAUUCGAGAGCGAUGAUAUGUUUAAGAAGCUCAGCCGGGACAGUGAGGUCCGAUACACCGGCUUCCGGGAUCGUCCGAUCGAGGAGCGCCGGGGUCGCUUCCGGGCCGGCUGCUGCGAGGGCCACACCGAGAUCUCGUUCGCCGCCACCGGCAUCAACCUGCAGCUAGUGUUCAACCCCAACCACGGACUGUACCACCAUCCGCACCAUCACCACCACCAUCCGGCUCACCAUCUGGGGCUGGAGAAGGAGUGCGACUUCGACAAAGAGCACGGCAAGGUUCACAUCAAAUCUCACUUCAUCAUGAACGGUGUGUGCGUCCGGUUCCGCGGCUGGCUCGAUAUGGAACGCCUCGACGGGAUCGGUUGUCUCGAGCUGGAUGAGAAGCGGGCCGCCCAGGAGGACGCAAUACUGCGCGAGCAGCUCGACCGCUACAACCAGCGGCUGAGGGAUUUCGAGGAUAAACAGCGAACCUAUCAGCGCACCACCCAGGAUGAGUUCGAGCAGAUGCGCCGGAACGGGUCCGGCAUUGGGGUUGGCGUCGGAACCGGUGCGACCGGUAUGUGGAGGCGAUAAGUCUGCGAGCUUUGCAGAGGCUUGCAGAUGCGGAUGAUAGUGUGGAAGCGAUACGAUACGAUGGAAACAUAUUCACAGUAACGUUUUAAUACACAUAGUUUUAAACAUUUCAAAAACUGACGACAAGAUCUUCCGGUAACAACAGUAGCAGCAGCUAAACCCAUCAGCUAGUCCACAUCAUCCAUUGUAGAUAUUAUUUUAUAUCCGAGUUUCGAGAGCCACGUGCACAAAAAUCCUUCAAUUUUGUUCGGUUCGAUAUUUGUUAACACGUUUUUGCAAUAUAUUGAUAUGUUUUAAUUUCUGCCCGAACGAACGAACGAACGUUGCAGACGGGCACAUUAUUAAAAAGUUAUCUUUACGUUGGAUGUAAGGCGAAAAGUUUUAUAUAUUAUUUUAUAAAGAAGAGAGUGAGAAAGAGAGAGAUAGGAACCCGAGUAUGAAUAAGUAUAAACAGAUGAAUCUCAAAAGAGCAACCAAAAAGAAUGAUUAUUUUAAAAACAUCGCCCUAGGUGGGGCGACUGAUGAGUUAGGUUUUUAAGUAGAGAUGCCAAUAAAUUUGAUAGCAUUUUGUUACAAUGAUUUUAAGAA